AUGGAAGCUAUUCCUUCAUCUGAUGAUACUGUUACCAAGGAGUUUUCCAAGGAGACUUUGGAUCUGGAAGCCAACAGCCAGUCGCGGAUUGAAUACGAUCCAUGGCUUCUCGAUGACCAUCCCCUACGAUCACACCCGACAGAAUGUAUUCCAGGCUUGUCACUUUAUCUCGAUGAAUACUACGAAUCUAUCGGGAAGCGAAAAGCAAUUCUCUUCUGUGCUGGAUGCAUUAUCCUUGGAUGUCUGUACGUAUUGCCGUAG
Penicillium coprophilum is the source of this 261-nucleotide messenger RNA. RefSeq lists its product as uncharacterized. The transcript has a single exon. Bases 1 to 261 code for a protein of 86 amino acids. NCBI's taxonomy places the organism in Eukaryota, Fungi, Ascomycota, Eurotiomycetes, Eurotiales, Aspergillaceae. The record is from RefSeq and is a predicted model, not a curated record.